Molecule: messenger RNA, 1629 nt
Organism: Aspergillus alliaceus
Lineage: Eukaryota; Fungi; Ascomycota; Eurotiomycetes; Eurotiales; Aspergillaceae
Exons: 5
Coding region: 1-1629 (542 amino acids)
Source: RefSeq, a predicted model, not a curated record
AUGUCUGACGUCCAGAAACCUGUUGAGGAGACCCCUGUCGCCGCUCCUGCCGUUGCGCCUGCCGCUGAAACUCCCGUUGAGACCACCGCGACUGAGAACCCGGCUGCGGAGGCUCCCAAGGAAAUCCCCACUGAGAACGCUGAGGCCACUCCCACUGCCACCGAGGACAAGAAGGACAAGGCUCCUGCUGAAGAGCCCAAGGAGGAGGCUAAGGAAGAGGUGACCCCCGCAUCAGAGGGCGUGCUCGGUCACAAGGCCCCCGGUCUCGUCAAGGGUCUGCGCUUCUCCAAGCGCUUCUUCUACUUCAGCGAUGACGCUGUCGAGGCCAAACAGCUCUCUGCUUUCCACCAGAACGAGAAGCCCGCUGUUGCCAACCCCAUUGCUGCCUGGGCUAGCCAGACCGGCAAGGGUCUUCUGUUCUUCACCAAGCGCGCCGAGGACAAGAACACUCCUACCGGCAUCUUCAGCCUGGCCGAUGUCACGGAUGUCACCAAGGAGGGUUCCAGCGAGUUCAUCUUCAAGGUGAACGGCCACAAGCACACCUUCCAGGCUGCUAGCACCGCCGAGCGUGACAGCUGGGUCGCUGCCCUUGAGGCCAAGAUUGCCGAUGCCAAGGCUGAGAAGGAGGCUAUCACCUCCAGCGAGGGCUACAAGGCUGAGCUUGAGAAGCUGAGCGGACCUGCCGUCGCCGAGCCUAAGAAGGCCGCUGAGAAGCCCGUUGAGGCCAAGGAAGAGGCCAAGGAGGAGGCUGCCCCCGCCGAGGAGAACAAGGACAACAAGGCCAAGAGCCGUUCCCAGUCUCGCAAGCGCGCCAGCAUUUUCGGAACUCUCCUGGGCAAGAAGGAAGAGACUGAGGAGAAGAAGGAAGCGGACAAGACCGAGGAGUCUAAGUCUGCUGAGGCCGCCCCCGAGGCCACUGAAGCUCCCGCCGUUGCCGAGGCUGCUGAGGCUCCUGCUGCUGCUUCUGCCGCCGCCGCCGCUGCUCCUGCCGAGCCCACCGAACCCAAGGAGGAAAAGGAAGAGAAGAAGGAAGAAGAAAGGAAGGAGGAAAAGAAGGAGGAGAAGAAGGCCAAGCGCACUUCCCGCUUCGGCAACUUCUUCCAGAAGGUCACCAGCCCUUCUCACGAGAAAUCUGAAAAGGAGGCCACCGCCCCUACUGAGCCCUCCGCCGUUGCCAGCACUGCUCCUCAGCUCGACAACCCUGUUGAGGAGGCUGCUGUGAAGCCCAUUGAGCCUGAGGCUGUGACUGCCCCCGCUGAGGCCGAGGCUGCUAAGGAUGUCGCUGCCCCCGCUUCCCCUGCCGCUGAGACUCCCAAGGACAAGCGUCGCACCUCUUUCUUCGGCAACUUCGGCAAGAAGAAGGGCGACUCUGACAACGAGGCCGAGGGCGAGUCCAAGCCCAAGCCCAACAAGUUGGGCGGUCUCUUCCGCAAGCCCAGCAAGGCUGUGAAGUCGGAGCCCAAGGAGGCUUCCACUGAGACCGAAGGCAAGGCUGAGGGUGCCCCCAAGGAGGCCACCGUUCCCGAGUCCGCUGAGGAGUCUAAGCCCGCCGAGCCUUCCACCACCACUGAGGAGGCUAAGCCCGCCAACGUCUCUUCCACCUCCGCCCCCGUCCAGGCUGCUGCAUGA